CCGCCCCGGUCGAUCGAGCUCCCUAUCCCCGGCCUGGCUCCCUUGCCUUGCAGCAUCUAUAAGCGGAAACUUACAUCCACCUGCGCCAGAGGUUCCGGCUUCAUUCAACGGACCGCGCCGCUCGCGACUAUCAUGACCGAAAACGUUUGAAACCGCACCACAAAUCUACUUCGAAAACUAACUUCACUGAUUUCAAAAGUUUUGAAACUCACCUCUUCCACGCUCAGAGGCAUGCAUAUACGGUAUUCCUUAAUAAGCAUCGUUGUUAUUCCAUGUGCAGCUUGAAAAAUCCGAGAAAUUGUCACUUUUUUGAGCGGAAGUCGCAGCUUUCGAAACGAAACCGACGACGUCUUUUCAAUUCGAUAGCUAGAUAUUUAUAUCGCGAUGUUAUCGAGCUUGGUGGUGCCGCUAUCGCUAUCGUACCGUACCAAUAAAAACCAAAAAAAUCGCUAGUUGGAGCAUCCGCCACUUGAAAUAUUAAAAAUGGCAGAAGCACAAGGAAGUGUUGGAGGUGGAGAUGAAUCAGCUGAGCCUGGAAUGCAAAGUGACCAGAUUAGUAAACAAAAUAAGGAAGGAGAAGUGGUAAAGAAGAAAACUGACAAGGUUGAUAUUCUGCUAAAGGCAACAGGAAGUGCUCCCAUUAUGAAGAAGAAGAAAUGGGCUGUUGAUCCCAACAAGAAGGUUGCAUGGGUCAUCGAUUUCAUCCAUAAAUAUCUUAGAUUUGACUCGUCACAAUCACUAUUUCUGUAUGUCAAUCAAGCAUUUGCACCAGCACCAGAUCAGGAAAUAAGGAAUCUUUUUGAGUGCUAUGGUAGCGAUGGCAAGCUUAUACUGCACUACUGCACCAGUGAGGCAUGGGGCUGAUACUCUUCUCAUAUUUCCUUGAUACCAAGAAACUGCAAUUUUAUGUAGAAUUUUCAUCCAAUACUCAAGUUACUCUCAACUCAGAAAUUUUCAGUUAUGUUCCAUUUUGCUUGAUAUGUAUUUUUGCACUCAGACUCGUGUAUCUUCAUGCAGCGAAGAACGUAUGAUGUUGAUACAUUGGUUUUGUCUGAAAAUGUAUUGAAAUAUCACAUUUGGAAAGUUUCUGGCAUGCAGGACAGUGUAUUGAAUAAUUUGUUGGGAAGGUUUGGGUACAGUCAUUAUUUUCUGGGUAUGUGGAUGUUUCUUUAAUGCUUUAAGAUAAGAUGAAUAAUAGUAAUCAAUAACAAAUAUAUUAAUAUACAAAUUACUACGAUUCAUGGAUUUCUGAAUUUGUGUCAAUUUUGUAUAAAUUGACAUGUUCAAGUAUGAUGGACAAAGGUGUUAUAUUGAUCUUUACAUGGUGAAACAAAUAAUACCACUUGUAAAGUGUUAGCUAAAAACAUGUAUUAGAAGUUUUAAUAAAUGUUGCACAGCCAACCCAUGCCAUUAAAUGGCUUCAUUAUGAUGUCAUGAGCUAUGUUCAUUGACAUGAUCGUUCUCUUCCUCAUUCUGCAACUCUAGACAAUUAUUUUGCCCUAUAAUUUUGUUUUUUAAAAGAAAUUUUGGUACACACUCUAUAUUGUCAAACAACAGUGUUUUUCUUUUUGUGCAAUUUGUUCUGCCUCAUAUCCAUCAAGUUUAUUAAAAAAUGUUGCUAAGAAUACGACUUAACAUACUCCUCAUAAAAAUUAUGCAAUUUAUUUCUGUCUGGAUAUAUAUUUGUCCAUAAAUUUGUUAUUCCAACUUGUUCAAAAUGAAGUGUAUGUCAUUGACACUCGGCAGAUAAAGUAAGCCUGAAUAAGAAUGUACAAUCAUUUUUCCUGCAAAUUCAGGUGUGGGCAUUGUUUUUUAGAUGAUCAGUAUAACUAUAAGCUACAGAAAAUAUGAAGGACAGUUUCCUACCUUUUGAUUUAACAUUCCAUACCCUCAAUCUUGCACUCCUAUGCAGCAGUGCAUACUAAAACAAGGGUAAUCCAAUCUUUGAGGUCUAAUAUUCAAAUAGUUGAAUAUUUUCUUGCAAAUUUACUACAAUAUGACAGCUUACCCUCUCAGGUUUUUAAUGACCCUACUGGUAUGACCCCUUACACCAGUCACGACUCGACUAAUUGAAUAUUGAAGACAUUAGAUAUGAAUUCCAUUUCUUUUUCAAGUUUUGUCAAUUAGGGCUUAGAUGAAAUUUUCACGGAUGACUUAGCAGAGCAAUUUUCUUUUCAGUGGACAUGAUCAGUUUGGAACUUUGAAUAGCAAUUUUAUGGUGCAAUGUUAAUGAAUGCCUGGCUGAAAAGGUUGUUAUUUCUCACCAUCUGAUCAGUCUCCAUUUACUUCACCCAUUUUACCAAAACUUAAGAAAAAUAGAAUACCUUGUAUGGACUUUGUCUUCCAAAAGUCUGUUCAGCCAUGCAUGGUGUCAGUGGUACAAGUUAUCAAUAAAAAGAGAGAAUUGCUCUUUUAUAUUCUGAGCCCCGUAACACAAAGGUUAGCAAUUAAUCGCUAAAUGAAAUGGCCUAUCUAAAUCUUAUUUUGCUCAUUAAACUGACUAGGAACUAAUCAGAAUUGUUCUUUCAUAUUAGAGCUUAAUCGCUAACCUUUGUGUUACGGGGCCCUGGUCAAUGUAGAUUUCUUAAUACUGAAAAAUUCCAUGGAAAACACCAUUUUCAGGUCCCUCAAAAUUGAAUCAUGAAAAACAUUUUCUCGUCUACAAUUAUUUGGUCCAUGUCAACAAAAAUACAUGGAAUCUAGCUUUUAGAACACAGAAUUUGAAUUUUAGAAAACUGAAAAAUGGGGACUCUUAUUUUAGAGAAAAAGUACAUGCAAGACCAUGUUGGAUAUAGAUUGGGAUAUACAUCAUACAAAAGUGGACCAUUGUAAAUGCAGUUAAUUAUUUGUACAUGUUGGACUACCUAAAUCAAACGUCUUGGAAGCAUUUGGACGAUUUCUACUAAAAAAGAGAUAGAUAAUAGUAUGCUUUGCUCUAAUUUUUGUAUGAAAAAUUGCUUUAACUUACAAUGUAGGUUAUUAUUUUAUUUGGAGUAAGUUGACUUAAAUGUAGAAUUUCUUGUGUUAACACUCUUACAUUGCACAUAAUUUAAUCAUGAAAAUUAUAUUGGACCAUUUUCUAAUUUGCUGAAACGUUCAUGUAUAUCUUCAAUGAAAAUAAAGCACUUAUCAUAUAA
Lytechinus pictus (painted urchin) is the source of this 3137-nucleotide messenger RNA. Its product is annotated as autophagy protein 12-like. Gene Ontology annotation, biological process: nucleophagy; autophagy of mitochondrion; autophagosome assembly. The transcript is spliced from 4 exons. NCBI's taxonomy places the organism in Eukaryota, Metazoa, Echinodermata, Echinoidea, Temnopleuroida, Toxopneustidae. The coding region runs from base 484 to 864 and encodes 126 amino acids. Gene Ontology annotation, cellular component: cytoplasm; phagophore assembly site membrane; Atg12-Atg5-Atg16 complex. The record is from RefSeq and is a predicted model, not a curated record.